This is a messenger RNA of Condylura cristata (star-nosed mole), 3852 nucleotides long. It is a transcript of the gene CCNYL1, whose product is annotated as cyclin Y-like 1. Gene Ontology annotation, molecular function: protein kinase binding; cyclin-dependent protein serine/threonine kinase activator activity. Gene Ontology annotation, cellular component: plasma membrane. Lineage: Eukaryota; Metazoa; Chordata; Mammalia; Eulipotyphla; Talpidae. The record is from RefSeq and is a predicted model, not a curated record. Bases 59 to 817 code for a protein of 252 amino acids. The transcript is spliced from 8 exons. Gene Ontology annotation, biological process: regulation of cyclin-dependent protein serine/threonine kinase activity; regulation of canonical Wnt signaling pathway.
UCAAACCCUUCUGACCAUCCAAGGGCAAGCACAAUUUUCCUGAGCAAGUCUCAAACUGAUGGUAUCUCCAGGGCAGCUUACUAAAAAGUAUAGCUCAUGCUCAACCAUAUUUCUAGAUGACAGCACAGUCAGCCAGCCUAACCUUAGAGCCACAAUAAAAUGUGUGACCUUAGCAAUAUAUUACCACAUAAAGAACAGAGAUGCAAAUAGAUCCUUGGAUAUUUUUGAUGAGAGAUCACAUCCACUCACACGAGAACAGGUUCCAGAGGAAUACUUUAGGCAUGAUCCUGAACACAAAUUCAUUUACAGAUUUGUUCGGACUCUUUUCAGCGCCGCUCAGCUAACAGCUGAAUGUGCAAUAGUAACUUUGGUUUACUUAGAAAGGCUUUUAACUUAUGCUGAGAUCGACAUUUGUCCCACUAACUGGAAAAGAAUUGUUUUGGGAGCCAUUCUUCUUGCCUCCAAGGUUUGGGAUGAUCAGGCUGUGUGGAAUGUGGAUUACUGCCAGAUCCUCAAGGACAUUACAGUUGAGGACAUGAAUGAGAUGGAAAGACAUUUUCUGGAACUACUUCAGUUUAAUAUCAAUGUUCCUGCCAGUGUUUAUGCCAAAUACUACUUUGACCUACGCUCCCUAGCAGAUGACAACAACCUGAAUUUUCUGUUUGCUCCUCUUAGCAAAGAAAGAGCGCAAAACCUAGAGGCCAUUUCCAGAUUGUGUGAAGACAAAUACAAAGACUUAUGUAAAGCUGCCAUGAGAAGAUCUUUCAGUGCUGAUAAUUUCAUUGGUAUUCGGCGUUCUAAUGCCAUCCUCUCUUAAGGGAGAAUUGUGAGUGAUGAGAACGUCAUGAACUCCUCACCUGCUAAAAGACUGGAGAAUAUCACCUCUCCUGCUCAGAAACCAGCAAAGUUAGUAUUUUCGCCCAAAAGAAAGACGUGGAAUUCAAGAAACUCACGAACAGCAAGAUCACACUCACAGGAAAGAAUGGGACCUUAUCAGUGCAACACACUCUUCUGUCCUUUUUAAUGUAAACAGAGUUACAAAACCACUCCAAAGCAAAAGCUCCUAACCCACAUAUGUAUAAUUUGCGUACCUUGUUAGGCCAAUAGCUAUGACGCUAUGUGAGGUUUUUUAAUGGUUUAAAUUUUUAGAUUUUAAAGACACUAACUAUGUAACUUUUGUUUUUCAUAUAUUUCUUGGUCCUCUGCCCCCCAUAUUGCUGCAUGUGCCUUUAGAUCCAAAGCAGUGUUACCAUCAGUAAGACCUAGUACUCUGAACUCAAUAGGAACAGACUCUCGCCAAUAGAUUUUGGAGGGUUCUUGUCCCUUCUUUGUCAUUGAAGCUGCUAGUCAUUAUUGGCUGUCAACUUAAGCCAAAAAGCUGCUGUUGUAGCUUGUUAGCAUGUUUGGGAUCAUAAACACAGAAAGUACCUGUCAUUGUCUACUUCUGUUGGGUCCAUGCUGCGUUUCUUGUACUAUAAUGGUGCUUCUCAUUUUCUGAUGGUUUUCCUCUUUUAAAAAAAUGUGUAGGAUAUUUUCAUAAUUACAACCAACAUGGUGGUCCAGUAAUAAUGAUCAGGGAGUGAAACAGAAGGGUGUCCCCGAAGCGUAAGUGCUAUUUUAAGCUUUAAUAAGAGUAUUAGUGGGCCCUCUUGCAUAAUGCUGAAGUAUAAAUGCCGCAGAUGUAGAAAACAGGAUUUUUAAGUUUAAAUUUCUUUUAACCUUAUCUAGGUUUGUUAAUUUUAAAAAUAUUGAGCUUUUAAUUCUAAUUUUUUGUGUCAGCCACUCUUGAAAUUGGCAAACACUGACUGAAACAAAAGAUUAAAAUUAUAAGCUCAAUAUUUUAGAUGUAUAGACCUACAUAGGGUUAAAAGAAAUUUAAUUAAGCUUCUUUCUGAAUGAUGUUUUCUACAUUGGUGAUAUUCACACUUCUCCAAGGAGCAAAGUUUAAGAUUGCACUGAUACUUUUGGGAUGUCUUACAUCUCCAUAGAUAUGCUGCUUCCUCUUUUUAAAAUGGGUCUUGCAGGGUUGUGCUCUUUACCUGCUCUGAUCAUUUGUUUCUUUUUUCUAGAUUUGGUAAAGAAAGAUUCUGAAAAGAAGUUUUAAUUUACAUGUAGUAAAUUGAAAGGAAUUGGACCCUAGUAGCGAUAUGAAAGUAAGUGAUGUGAAACAGCUUUUCUGUCCUACACCUUAACCCGGCUGUAGGUGGCCGUUUCCAGUCCUGCAAUUUAAGAGGAAACACAGAAAGCAUAGAAACACUUCCCUCUAGCUUUAGCGUGCAGAGUUAAGGAAUCAGUCUUUCAGGAGACGGUCAAGAUUAUUAGCAAACCUUGAAAUAUUUUUAAAAAAUCAGUAUUCUCAACUAUGAAAUUCAAAUGUAAUACUAGGGAUUUUGCUUGUAAACAAAGCAUUUUUGGGCCAGGAAUACUUUCUCAAUACAGCAAGGCUUCACAUAUUAAGUGCUGAAGUUUCCAUUAUUUUUAAAAGACAGACACAAACGAUAAUGGUAUAGAAAAUGAUUACAAUCUACCACCUCAGAAAACAUUUUUUGGAGUUUGGAGCUUGGAGAUUCAAGUAUUGAUUGCAGCUUUACUUUGAAAAGGAUACUACAACUUGUGUGGUUUUUCUUUCUCGUUUAUAUUAAAAGAAAAGUUAAUAAACUCUAUUUUUAAUUACAAUAUGGCUAGUGUCUAACACUUCUCGGGUCACACAGGGUACUUCUCUGACUAACUUCAGUGGUAUCAUUCAGUUCUGUUAGUGGAGUCUUGAGCAUUUUCAGAGAGACUACUCAUGAGUUGUUUUGACCCUUGCCUCGAGUUAAGAUGUAGUUAUUUCUUUGGCUUUUGUUCUUUUCAACUUGAAGGAGUUUAUUACUUUAAAAUCACCCUGGCCGCACAGUACUCAGCGGCAUGGUACUUUAAGUGGCAUCUUUGAAUACUUCCUGCUCUGCCAACAGUGAAAAACAUCUUGAAGACAAAAUUAAGUUUAGCAAUGAGAAAGGAAUUAUAGGCAGACUGUAGAAUUGGUAUUAGCUGAAGAUUUCAAGCAGUUAAACAGAUACAAAAUGGACCUAGAAUUGUGCUUACAGAAUACAGGACUUUAACAAGCCACAUAAUUUGACUUUAAAAUCCUUUUUGCCUAACUUAACAUUUCAGUUAGAAAUAAACCAAGUUGCUACACGGUUUUUAAACCUAAGACCCUAGGCACCAGCUCAAGCAAUACUCAGAAGAUCCUAGCAGUGUUGCAGUAUUUUCAUCCACUUUAUUUAACUAUCUACAGUCAAAUGUCAUUACUUUGUUCUGAUUAGAAUAAGUGGUUUAACUAGAAGGAAAAAAAAAUCGUAGAUCAUUUGUUUUCAGAAUAGUUUCACCCUAUCAUAUACCAGUACAUGCUGACAAAUAGUCAAAAGAUUUUUUUUUUUUAAUUUGGGAUGGGGGGGGCGUGCAUGAUUGGUUUCAAGAACAAACUGGUAGAACAAUUGGCGCUUUAACUCUAGAAGGUAAUAGAAUCCAUCUUAAUGGGAAAUUGAAUCAAAUUCAGGUUAGAGUAUGUGUCACUAAAAGCGAAUAGGUUGACAAAUGUGAGGUUGGAAACUAAUCACUUCUAGGGUGAGAAGGCUUUUUAUAGGUACAAAAUCCUUUUGUUCCCCAAAAGGAUGAAGAUCAUAUAGGAUCAUCUGACUAACUCAGUCUGACUUCAUUAUUUUUUUACCACUGGAAUGCAGACCUUAAUAAAAUUUUAACUGGUAUAGCCUGCGAUCGAACGCUCUACCCAUAAAUAUGUCCUCUAAGUCUACAACAAAGUAAAUGUAACUUUUUUAUUUUAAGAUUUAUUCAUGCUUACAGAACUGGGGU